AUGAUGCUUGUCUCUCGUCCCGUCCUUCAUGGUGCCCCAUGUCUGAGGAUGUCGACACGUCAAUUAACUCGGACUGUCCUUCGUUCAUUCUCUGCGUCAACCCUGCGCUUUCAACAGCUCAAACAUACACCUUUGUACGACUUUCACGUCUCACAUCAAGCCAAGAUGGUUCCGUUUGCAGGAUGGUCCAUGCCAUUGAGUUAUGGUGAUGUCGGACAGAUCGCCGCCCAUAACCACGUUCGAACUUCUGCCGGAUUAUUCGAUGUCUCUCAUAUGUUACAACACCGUUUUUCCGGUCCUACCUCUCAAUCCUUCCUCUUGUCACUUUGUCCAUCCUCCCUUCAUUCCCUUUCACCCUUCACAUCCACGCUCUCUGUCUUCCUGAAUGAAUCCGGGGGGAUCAUAGAUGAUACUAUCAUCACCAAACACUCUUCCGAUUCUUUUUACGUCGUCACAAAUGCUGGACGUUCCACUGAGGAUUGUGAAAUGUUCCAAACCGCUUUGUCCAAAUGGAACGCCGAGCAUCCUACGGAUGUUGUCAAGUGGGAAGUAUUGGAAGGAUGGGGAUUGUUAGCUCUACAAGGACCCAAAUCGUCAGAAGUCUUGCAGAGUAUUACUGAGACAUCUUUGGAAGGGGUGAAAUUUGGUCAGAGCGUAUAUGCUGAGAUUGGGAAAGAUAAGAUCAAGUGUCAUGUGGCAAGAGGGGGUUAUACGGGUGAAGAUGGUUUUGAGAUCUCCAUACCUCCUGAGAAUACAAUCUCAAUAACUGAAGAAAUCUCCAAUCAUCCCGAUGUCCAAUUGAUAGGUCUAGGAGCCCGCGAUUCCCUCCGUCUAGAAGCCGGCAUGUGUCUAUAUGGUCAUGAUCUAGACGAAACGAUAUCUCCCGUCGAAGCUGGGUUGAGUUGGGUAAUAGGUAAAGAUCGUAGAACCUCAGAAGGAAUUCCUUUUCCGGGAAAAUCGAGGAUAUUGGAAGAAUUAUCAAAUGCUCCAUCAAGAAGAAGAGUGGGUUUCGAAGUUGUGGGUGCUCCCGCUAGAGAGGGAUGUAAGGUUUUUGAUGCCUCUGGAGAGAAAGAAAUAGGUGUGAUAACUUCUGGUAUACCAUCACCUACGUUAGGAACUAACAUAGCUAUGGGAUACGUGAUUAACGGUCAACAUAAAAAAGGUACAAAAGUCAAGAUUGAAGUUCGUAAAAAGUUACGGAAAGGAAUAGUAAAAUCCAUGCCUUUCGUACCAACCAAAUAUUACAAGUGA
Tremella mesenterica DSM 1558 is the source of this 1251-nucleotide messenger RNA. RefSeq lists its product as uncharacterized. The transcript is spliced from 5 exons. The record is from RefSeq and is a predicted model, not a curated record. The coding region runs from base 1 to 1251 and encodes 416 amino acids. Gene Ontology annotation, molecular function: aminomethyltransferase activity; protein binding. Gene Ontology annotation, biological process: glycine catabolic process. Lineage: Eukaryota; Fungi; Basidiomycota; Tremellomycetes; Tremellales; Tremellaceae. Gene Ontology annotation, cellular component: mitochondrion.